GCGUUUUCUGAUUGGUACAGCGGCCAUAGCAUCUCAGGGUGGAGAAAGGUCCCACUGCGUUCCAUGCCAUGGUGAUGAAUAGGUGCUUCGGCAAGGGCUGCUCCUGCAUCUGUUAUUGUAACUAGCAAAGUUACUACCCCUGUCGUGCACGGAAUAAAGAUCAGCGGAGCAAGAAGAGGCUAUACAGGGGGACGGGGUCGGCAUAUAGUUCGGACUGAUAAACCUACCUCUAACGAGAGCAGCCUAAAGAAGAAGAAGAGGCUGGUCACAGACAAUGGUUUGAAGGCGAUAAAAAUGGGGGAUAGCCAAGAUUCAAACCUCAUCCCUGUUGGCAAAGACAAAUACAUUCAAAAAAAUGAACUGUUAUCCCACUUAAAAACCUACAAUCUAUAUUAUGAAGGUCAGAAUUUACAGCUACGUUGCAGAGAGGAAGAAGAAGAACUUAUUAUUGAAGGACUGUUGAACAUUUUCUGGGGUUUGCGCAGACCAAUACGGUUGCAGAUGCAAGAUACUAAUGAACGGAUUCGGCCUCCUCCAUCCUCAACAUCCUGGCAUUCUGGGUGUAACAUUAAUGCUGAAGGAACUGGAACAAACUUGAAGAUACCCGAUAUUACAAUUAAUGAGCUGGGUGAUAAUGACAAAGAUGGGGAGGAAGGAACAGGCUCUCAAAGCAUAAAAGAAUCUGAAGAGGAUACCCCUCAGUUAAUGCGAACUAAGAGUGAUGCUGGAGUUCGUCGACGAGCCAACCUCCGCUCGCCAAGUGAUGUUGGCCGUAUUCGACGGCAACGUUUCUCUAUCAAUGGUCAUUAUUAUAAUCAUAAGACUUCAGUAUUCACGCCUGCAUAUGGCUCUAUAACAAAUGUUCGAAUCAACAGCACAAUGACUACUAAACAGGUUCUCAAACUGUUACUCAACAAAUUUAAGAUUGAGAAUUCUGCUGAUGAAUUUGCAUUAUACAUUCUUCACACCAGUGGAGAGAAACAUAAGUUGAAGUGCACUGAUUACCCUCUUACAGUUCGGAUACUUCAGGGACCCUGUGAACAAAUUUCCAAAGUCUUUCUGAUGGAGAAGGACUUAGAAGAAGAAGUCACCUAUGAUGUUGCACAGUAUAUUAAAUUUGAAAUGCCAGUUCUUGCCAGUUUUGUUGAGAAAAUGAAGGAGGAGGAAGACCGAGAAGUUCAGAAAUUGAUUCACAAGUAUUCUGCCAUGAAAGCAGUAAUGCAACAGCGUUUACAAGAACUUGCCUAAGGCAGGACCGCUCUUUAAAUCUAUGGGCAAAAUUUACCUGGAUAUGUGGAGUUGAUGAUUUUGUUCAGAGAGCCACUGUUCACAGUAGUACAAAGACAUAGUCAGAAGACUGCACUUCAGUGUAGUUUAGAGCUCUGUCUGCAAUAAAGCAAUAUGCACUUCAUAAUUUUCAUCAUUCAGGAGUCCUGGCACUGAAAUUUCCAUAUCCUUUAUGCUGAGCAAAUCUCCUGGAUGGAAAAAAAAAAGAGCACAAUUCAUAUUGUAACAUAAGCCAUAUAUAUACCUGACGUAUAAACCAGGUGUUUUGGGAAGGUGCAUCUCUUAAUGUUCUUUGUUUAAUUUGUAUCAGCAUUUUUCUUAGCUGUGCAUAUCUCUGACUUAUUGUGCUUGAUAUAAAAAUUACUACCAGAUGAGCAUUUCCUGCAUAAUCUAAAGAAUUUGCAAGCAGAAGAUGGUAUGCACAUUUUAGUGAUACUUGAGAAAAUGUCCCAUUGCAGAUUCAAGUAACCUUUGAGGUGGCAUGAAGACCAAAUGGGUGGAAUUGCUAUCAGAUUAUAUUAUGCUGGAAAACUGAAGUUUGUGUAGGACCAUACGUGCAGAAUAAAAGUGUUGAGUUGCUUGAUUAUUGUAUACCAAAAUAAUUAGCACAAACAAUGAGGAUGUGAUAAAAUUGUUUUAUGUCAGUGUCAAAAUGGGUUUUGUAGCGCGUUCUUGGUAGUGCAGCUGAAAUCAUGUAGUUACCAUUCCAUGUAAACAUUUCUUGCAUCAUUACUGGAAGCUUGUUUCUGAAUAUGUUUCUUUUGUAUUUGUCGUUCCCAACCAAGUAAACAAAUAACUGUAUUAUAUGUGCUCUGUCUCCUGCGCUGCUGUUGUUCCUGUUUAAUUCUGUGGGAAUUCAUUGCUCACAAACAAAACUACAGACCCAGCAGUGAGCUGCUGUCAUGUGUUUAAAGUUUAUAACAUUUCCUUUCAUGGCUUUUCUGUCUGUUUGGACCAGUAGAACUAUGGUACUUAAGGAAUCAAGGCUGCUGUUCUGCUGUUCAGGUUCUUGUGAAUGUCUGGUCUGCCAUCUUGGUGAACUGUGAAAUAGAAGUGUUUAUGAAACUGCACAGCCACUGUCCUCAGCAGUGUGGGGACUGAUUCGUGGAAGGGAAGAUCCAAACAAUAGUGACUUAACUGAUUAAAUCAAUGGCAUGUUCAUAUGCACAAGAAACAGUCAGUAGGCAACUGGAUGUCUGGACCCAAUAAAAUGUGGUGAAAUCACAGUGGGCCACAUCAACCAAAUAAAUUGCCUAUAAUAUAUCAUGUUGCUUUUUAGGCAUGUGUCUGCCUAUUAUUAUGCAAAUAUAAAAAGGCCUACUAA
Molecule: messenger RNA, 2611 nt
Organism: Protopterus annectens (West African lungfish)
Lineage: Eukaryota; Metazoa; Chordata; Ceratodontiformes; Protopteridae
Gene: RASSF2
Product: Ras association domain family member 2
Exons: 12
Coding region: 295-1248 (317 amino acids)
Biological process (GO): regulation of non-canonical NF-kappaB signal transduction; signal transduction; positive regulation of JNK cascade
Cellular component (GO): cytoplasm; nucleus
Source: RefSeq, a predicted model, not a curated record